ACUGACGAAAGCAACGAAAGAGAAACGCGGUCUCGACGAUACACCGGACCGGGAAUCGAACCCCGAGCGUAUCCGCCGUCCUGCGUCAGCGGAGAAGGUUAGGGUUUGCUGAUGUCAGGACCGGGGAGGAGGACGGUUGACGUGCAGGAUAUGACAUGCGCGCCGACGAAGAUGGUCAUCCACGCACUCCUCUCUGCCUCUCCGUCCCCAACACUGUCCACAGCAGGCACGACCAGCCAUGGCCCCCAGCAAGGACAAGCAGGCCGAGAUCGUCGAGCAGUUCCGUGAGCAGCUCGACGAACAGGACCUACUACCUGAAGACGACAUCGGCACUGACGACGCUUCGUUGCUCCGUUUCCUGAGAGCACGACAGUUCGACUUGAAGGCAGCGACCACGAUGUGGGAGAACUGCCAGAACUGGCGAAAGACGGUGGAGGGCAUCGGGAUAGACGAGCUGUACCGGCGACUGGAUCCAUACGACUACCCCGAACGCGCCGCGGUCUUCGAGUGUUGGCCACUCUGGUUCCACAAGACGGACAAGAAGGGCCGGCCACUCAACAUCCACCACUUCGGCGGCAUCAACAUGCCCGAGCUAUACAAGCACAUCACACCCGAGAAGUUCUGGCAGACCAUCGUCGUCAACGCUGAGUCGCUCACGCGCGAGGUCCUCCCCGCGUCCGCGCGCGCGGCGGGCCGCCAGAUCGACGGGACGUUCGUCAUCGUCGACCUCAAGGGCUUCGGCCUGAGCCAGUUCUGGCAGAUGAAGAACCUCGCCCGAGACUCGUUCCAAAUCUCCCAGGACUACUUCCCCGAGACUAUGGCUCAACUAGCGAUCAUCAACGCACCCGCAUCCUUCACCACCAUCUGGGGCUUCAUCAAGCCCUGGCUCGCGAAGGAGACACUUGCCAAGAUUGACAUCCUUGGCUCCGACUACAAGGAUGUCCUCCUGGAGCAAAUUCCCGCUGAGAACCUGCCCGAGAGCCUCGGUGGGACAUGUACGUGCGCCGAGGCGGGCGGGUGUAAGCUGAGCAACGCCGGCCCGUGGAUGCAACAUCGCGCGGAGCGGAGAGACAAGUGGUUGCGCGGCGAGCGGAAGCGCAUUGGGCUGGGCUUGGAGGGCGAGGAUGAGGACGAUGGGGUGAGGGGAAUCGGGAGCGGCGAGCAGACAAAGGCAGCCACGAACCAGCUGGAGAAGCAGGCGGAAGGUGUGGCUGCGAUUGGGCAGGCUGCGGAGAAGCAGCCCGCAGAAGUGAAUGGGAGUGCGUUGGUGAGCCCGGAGGACACGCAGACGAGCUCGCCGGAAUCGGUGGUUGUGCAGUCGCCCUCACAGGCGUUACCGGAGAAGAUCGUAAAGUCUGUGCGGGAAGUGUAUGAGCACCAUCCGGAGACGAGGGAGCCGCAAAUGGGCGAU
Molecule: messenger RNA, 1411 nt
Organism: Rhodofomes roseus
Lineage: Eukaryota; Fungi; Basidiomycota; Agaricomycetes; Polyporales; Fomitopsidaceae
Product: CRAL/TRIO domain-containing protein
Exons: 5
Source: RefSeq, a predicted model, not a curated record